CUGCCGUCGCUGGCGCUUUGCCUCUCUAGGCCGGCAGGGCUUCUCCUCCAUGGUCGUGUCUGUCAGCCGUGUUUCGGAGGCCAGCAGGUGAGGGUGGGCCGCCCUCGGACGCUUCGAUCCUCGAGUCCGUCACCAGGACCGGGGCGGCCUGGGGCCCAUGGCGCGGCGGCGCUGAUCCAGGCCCUGGCCGCGGCCGGGCCCCGCAGGCCGGCAUGGCGGGCCAGUUCCGCAGCUACGUGUGGGACCCGUUGCUGAUCGUGUCGCAGAUCGUCCUCAUGCAGAUGGUCUAUUACGGCUCGCUGGGCCUGUGGCUGGCGCUGGUGGACGGGCUGGUGCGCAGCAGCCCCUCGCUGGACCAGAUGUUCGACGCCGAGAUCCUGGGCUUCUCCACCCCUCCAGGCCGGCUCUCCAUGAUGUCCUUCAUCCUCAACGCCCUCACCUGUGCCCUGGGCUUGCUGUACUUCAUCCGACGAGGGAAGCAGUGUCUGGAUUUCACUGUCACUGUCCAUUUCUUUCACCUCCUGGGCUGCUGGUUCUACAGCUCCCGUUUCCCCUCGGCGCUGACCUGGUGGCUGGUCCAAAUCGUGUGCAUUGCACUCAUGGCUGUCAUCGGGGAGUACCUGUGCAUGCGGACGGAGCUCAAGGAAAUCCCCCUCAACUCAGCCCCUAAAUCCAAUGUCUAGAAUUGGGUCCUUUGGACACCCUGCUGGGCACUUGGCCACCCCCAACACCUUGGGCUGCUUAGACCCUCCAGAUGAGGUCCAGCCCAGGCUGAGAGGAACCCUGGAAAUGUGAAGUCUCCGUUGGUGUGGGAGAGAUAGUGAGGCCCCGUCAAGAAGGCAGGUAGCAGUCAGGGUCACAGCUGCAAGAAUGGCCUCUGACUGCUGAAGCCUUGGUAUCUGGGAGGUCAGCAAGGGGACCUCUUUCAGGGUAAUAACAGAAUUGGAACCAUGUCACUCUUGAGCCACCAUAUGUAUCACCAGCCUGUUAUUUUAAAAAAGAAAAAAAUCAAGGAUAUCUGAUUGGAGCAAACCACUCUUCUAGUCAUCUGUCUUACCUCCCUGGGACAGCUGCUCCCUUUGCCGUGUUGCUGAACCGCAGCUAUUCUGUUUGGAGAAACACUUGGUUUCUGGAUCCAUAGCCACAGAAAGAACUGUAGGUACAAAAUAUUCAGCUGCUGUCAGGGAGAGGAUGGCAGAUGGAGGCAUCAAGCACAAGGAAAAUGCACAACCUGUGGCCCGCUACAUGCCUGUGCACGUGCACCCAUGAACCCAUGACCGACUUUCUUCCAGUUCUCUACUGAGUUCCCACCCUGUUGCCAGCUUUCAACAAGGCCAGCCUUAGGACCCCGAGAGGAGUCUCAGCAUCGCCCCCACCCUGACCCUCAUGAUAGAGUCACUGCCCAUUCUCUAGGAAUGAUCAGACACCCCAGCUCCCACUGGACCUCGGUUCUGGCAGUAGUUCCUUUUUCCUGCCUUAUUUGGAAUUCUGUAACAGGAAGGGUAUGAUGGGUGCCCAGAGACAGGAAGCCCAGCCUUCCAGCUCAACCUGCUCUGGUAGUGUCAAGGGAGAUAGGAAUUUGCUGCUAAGAUUUUUCUUUGGGGUGGAGUGUCCUCUGUGAGGGGCUUGCAGCUGUCCUUCCUAUGUAUAUAAAUACAGUAUUUUCCAUGA
Molecule: messenger RNA, 1671 nt
Organism: Equus caballus (horse)
Lineage: Eukaryota; Metazoa; Chordata; Mammalia; Perissodactyla; Equidae
Gene: SYS1
Product: SYS1 golgi trafficking protein
Biological process (GO): Golgi to plasma membrane protein transport; Golgi to endosome transport; protein localization to Golgi apparatus
Cellular component (GO): Golgi membrane; trans-Golgi network
Source: RefSeq, a predicted model, not a curated record